Molecule: messenger RNA, 1650 nt
Organism: Dryobates pubescens (Downy woodpecker)
Lineage: Eukaryota; Metazoa; Chordata; Aves; Piciformes; Picidae
Gene: SCD5
Product: stearoyl-CoA desaturase 5
Exons: 5
Coding region: 101-1000 (299 amino acids)
Biological process (GO): lipid metabolic process
Molecular function (GO): oxidoreductase activity, acting on paired donors, with oxidation of a pair of donors resulting in the reduction of molecular oxygen to two molecules of water
Source: RefSeq, a predicted model, not a curated record
GCAGAAACAGAUGCGGCGGCGCGGCCCUGCCUCCCUUAGCCGCCGCCGCCGCUCUCCGGCCGCACUGCGCGGGGGCCGCCGCUAGCGCCCCGCCGGCGAGAUGGCCGUGCCCCGGCGGGAGGCGGGCGGCGGGCAGGCCAUCGUCUGGCGCAACGUGGUGCUGAUGGGGCUGCUGCACCUGGGCGCCGUCUACGCGCUCAGCCUGCUGCCGCGGGCGCAGCUCCUCACCCUUCUCUGGGCAUAUUUGUGUUUCCUGAUGACAGCCCUGGGGGUGACAGCCGGUGCCCAUCGCCUGUGGAGCCACCGCUCCUACAAAGCCAAGCUGCCUUUGCGGAUCUUCCUGGCUGUAGCUAACUCCAUGGCUUUCCAGAAUGACAUCUAUGAGUGGAGCAGGGACCACCGGGUGCACCACAAGUACUCGGAGACGGACGCCGACCCCCACAACGCCCGGCGCGGCUUCUUCUUCGCCCACGUGGGGUGGCUCUUCGUGCGCAAGCACCGCGAUGUCAUCGAGAAGGGCAGCAAGCUGGACUUCUCUGACCUGCUGGAGGACCCUGUGGUCAGGUUCCAGAGGAAGUACUACAAGAGCUCAGUGGUGCUGAUGUGCUUCGUGGUGCCCACUGUGGUGCCGUGGUGGCUGUGGGGCGAGAGCCUGUGGAACGCCUACUUCCUGGCCUCCAUCCUGCGGUACACCAUCUCCCUCAACGUCACCUGGCUGGUCAACAGCGCCGCCCACAUGUACGGCACCCGCCCCUACGACCGGCACAUCAACCCCAGGCAGAACACCUUGGUCACCCUGGGAGCCAUUGGUGAAGGUUUUCACAACUACCACCACACCUUCCCAUUUGACUACUCAGCCAGCGAGCUGGGCAUGGCAUUCAACCCCACCACCUGGUUCAUUGACUUCAUGUUUUGGUUGGGGUUGGUCACUGACCGCAAGCAGGCUCCCAAGGAGAUGAUCCAGGCCCGCAAGGAAAGGACUGGAGAUGGCAGCGCUUGAAGAGCUCCAGCAGCGCUUGAAGAGCUCCAGCAGCGCCCUGGGAGGGUGUGCUGCACCCCUCUGCCUGUGCUGGCUUCCUUCUCCUCUGGGUAAAAGUGACUUUGUUCAGAGCAGCUGGGCUGAAUGAGUCCCCCCCACCCCAGGAACAAAUUCAGCCCCAGCUUGUUUUGUUCUGUUUUGUUUGUUCUUUCCUUAUUAGCUGUCUUCUGUCCAGACUUCAGCCUACUCAGUGUACAAAUGUUCUCUAUGAUUUGAUAUUCUAGUGAACCAGGAGAGAGGUUUGAGUUUAGUCCCUGUAGUUCAUGUCUGAAAUACUUUUGUGUGUUGCUUGUUGAUGGCAAACGCUGGUGGCUCGCAGGAGCCAGCCAGGAGAGGUUUAGUUCUGCUGUUAACCAAAUCAGCUUUGGCGGUGCAUCUCAGAGGGGAUGGGGCAGGGCCCAGCGUGCUGGUUCACCUCCAGACAGGAAGGACAGGAGCAGCACUGAUGGAAACCAGGACAUCCAAGAGGAAAAAGGGGCCUCAGCUGAGUGAGCCAUCAGGCUGUAAACCUUCUUUCCUCUUCCUCUUCCCCUGCCAGCCAGCCCACGGCGCUGCUCUCUGUGCUAGAUGUGAAAGCCCCUGGUUGCUGAGCGGGCUUUGUGGCGAGGUUC